CUGUUACACAAAUUAUUUCCCUCUGUGUAGAACGACAAGAUCGUUUUGGUUCAGCCAAUCCAUAUUGCAUAAUACGUUGUGGUAGAAAAUUUGUAAAAUCAUCAAUCCGUUAUGAAACAUUAAUGCCAACAUGGGAAAAUUUUUCCGCUAUAUUUUAUCAUCGUAAUAUUGAUAAAAUGAAACCAAUUUGUAUUGAGAUAUGGCAUCGUGGUAUACUUGUUGAUUAUUUUUUAGGUUCAGUCAAAUUUCGUCCAAAAUUAACAACAAUGAUUAUCGAUGAUGAUGGUGGUGGCGCUGAUGUUCAGAAUUCCAAUGAACAAUUUGUCGAUCCAGAGCAACAAGAAGAAGAACAACAACAACAGGAAGAACAACCGAUCGAUGAUCAACCGAACGAUGAAGCAACAAUGUCCAAAUCCGAUGAUAAUGAUGCUGUUGAUUUAAAUUAUCAGAUGAAUAUUGAAACGAUAAGCAACGACGAUGAUAAUGACCAAGACCAUGACCAUGAUGCUGAUUCAUCAAUUGAACAACAACAACAACAACCAAAUCAUAAUCGAUUACAAAAUGAAAAUGUUUUAACUGCUGCUCCUGCUGAUGAUAAUCAUCAUGAUCAGGAUUUUAUUUGUCUUCAAUUAAUGGAUAAAAAAGGUCAUCUAAAACGACCAGGAUUUGUUUUAAUACGUUCAAAAACGAUUGAAGAUUUAAAAUAUUUUUAA
Messenger RNA from Dermatophagoides pteronyssinus (European house dust mite), 713 nucleotides. RefSeq names its product calpain-6-like. Gene Ontology annotation, biological process: proteolysis. Lineage: Eukaryota; Metazoa; Arthropoda; Arachnida; Sarcoptiformes; Pyroglyphidae. The record is from RefSeq and is a predicted model, not a curated record. Gene Ontology annotation, molecular function: calcium-dependent cysteine-type endopeptidase activity.